This is a messenger RNA of Leptidea sinapis, 8758 nucleotides long. RefSeq lists its product as uncharacterized. The record is from RefSeq and is a predicted model, not a curated record. The coding region runs from base 374 to 1294 and encodes 306 amino acids. Lineage: Eukaryota; Metazoa; Arthropoda; Insecta; Lepidoptera; Pieridae. The transcript has 4 exons.
UUGCUUUAGGUCCCGUUAGUCGUUACCAGCCACCAGGCCAUAAAAUCCAAAAAAAAAAACAAAUGAACUUGCUUUGAAGCGAAACAGCAGAGUGCACGAUAUUUAUGAGUAAAUUUUAAAUAGUCACUAGAUAAAACAUAAUUGGUUAAAUAUUAUAAAAAAAAUACAGUGAUUUAAUACUAACGCAAUAAUUCGUGUAACUGCGUGUAUUUAUUAAAUAAUAAAUUAGACACGAGGAAAACUUCUCUAGAAAAACUAAUGUUUCCUAGUCUGAAAGAGCAUUGAAUUUUCAAGAAAUGUGACUAAUUUCAUAAAAUUAUCAUUUAGGUAUUCGUACGAUAAAUAUAUAUCGACAACAUAAUAAUAGUAAACCAUGAUUCUUCGAUGUGCUUUAUUGUGUUUGAUCUCACAAAUUGCUAACACUAAUGUUGUAAAGACGUAUUUAAGCGAUGCUUAUCUUGACGUUUACAAGAAUACCGUACACACCGGUACAAUACAGAAACGUGACCUUCAGAAUCUACCGCCAACGCAUCUUGAAACACAGCUGCCUAGUAAGAAUGAAGCCAAAGCACCACUGAACUCUGAUCAAAGUAUAUUAGAUGUAGCAUUAAGUGAAGGAGGCAUUGUCAAACCAGAGAUACCAGUAUCUCCACAACCUGCAGACUCAUCCAGUGCAAAUGAACAGUCAAACAAGCAGAAUCAAAAUACAACCACUGUUGAAAUCACUAAAGUACCUCCAACUAAAGGGAAUGAAACAAAAAUUACACCAAUGCCUAAAGUAAAUGAAAGUGAAAAGAGUGUGGCCAAUAAUGAUACAGUUGCAGAAACAGAUACAGUAGAUUUGAACAGUCCCGGAGUUGUGAAGAGAGCAUUAAUUGUGUUCGGGGGCUUAACUCUACUAGCUGUUGCAUACUUUAUAUUUUACAGAAAUAAACAUAAGAAGUUUGAUGCUGGUAAUACACAUAAUACCAAUGACUCAAAUCAAUUCCGUUAUGGAGUUCUCAAUUCGGAGGACAGACGGGAAAAUUUAGAGCUCUCACGGAUACCACUUACAAUGGAAUCUGAUGAUGAUGACGAUGAAGACCUAGAAAUAUUUGAUUUGGGGCAGAAGAGGAAAUCCAUAUCCUAUAGCAAUCUUCCUGGGCAUGAUGAAGAAAUCGUCCUCCGGUCAUCAAAAGAUGAAUCGAAGAACAAUCUCCUGCUUGAUAUUGAAGAUGGUCCUUCAGAUACUUUAAUUAAUUGGUCAAGUAGCGAGAUACAAUUAAAGAAGGAUGGCGAAAAUGGACCCACGUAAUUUAAAAAUUGAGGAAUCAUUGUACAAGUACAAGUUAAUACGAUGUUUAUACAAAAAUUAUUCAGGCGCUAAGAUAUGAAAGUCAAAAGAAAUAAAUUAUUAUUAUUUAUCACGGAAAUUAUAAAAUAAAAACUCUUUAUAAUGGAACAUUUUGGGCAUCUGACAUCUACAUUUUUUUGACAUGACCGUUGUUUUUUUAUAUGGAUGUUCCGACACUAUCAAACUAUCUAUACCAACUCAAAUCAGUUAUUCAGUAGUAAUUCAAAAUAAGAUUCAAUUAGGUUAUUAUCAUUGUUUGAUACUAAAAACAGUACAUAAGUAUCUUUAAAAGAUUCGAUACCAGCUUCAAAAAAGAAUGUUUUGUGAAUCCUAAUUAUUAGCUGCUGGCCAACCUUACACAUGUAUAUUAUAUUAUCUUUUAGCAGACAGUAAUUAGGCAUAGACAUUAGAUACAAAUUAUUAAUUGAACAAUAGAUAUUGAUUAAUAAUUUUACUUUUAGGUUUAUCUUUUGUGUCCCACUUAUUUAGACUUACUUACGUUUUGCUUUUUUCUUAGUUAUGUUACGUUCUAAAAUCUAUAUAUAUAAAAAUAAAUUGCUGUUCGUUAGUCUCGCUAAAACUCGAGAACGGCUGGACCGAUUUGGCUAAUUUUGGUCUUGAAUUAUUUGUGGAAGUCCAGAGAAGGUUUAAAAGGUUGAAUAAAUAUGAAAAUACUCGGAAUUAAAUAAAAAAAAACAAUUUUGAUUUUCCUUUGAUGUAUACAGAAAUCGAAUAAAAAUAAUAGUUUAAAAUGAAUAACUACUUAGAAUUUUUAUAUCUUUCUAACAUUCUCAGGAGGUAAAAAUAAACUUCCUUAAAACACUUAAAAAAGGAUUCCAUUCAAAAAUUAGUUCCUUUAUCGAUUGAGGCAGUACGAAGUAUGCCGGGUCAGCUAGUUAUUAAUAAAUUUCCAUGAAGUACGCCAAUUCUUUCAGUUGGUCCCAAAAUACAUGCAUUCUCGCCAUCCUCCUUUAACACAAAUACCAGAUGCCAAUUAUUGUAUCAUAUUAAUAAUUUAUUUUUCUUGCUGUGAAAUGAAUUUCCUAAUAAUAUUAAACAUCUAAGAAGAAUACACAUUAUGUUGUAAAAUAAUUACUAUUUGUUUGCUAAGUAAAAUUUAUUUUUCUACACAAAAUAGCUAUAAAUCCGUUCAUUUCCUGACUGGAAUUGGUUUUAUGGAACCAAUAUGUUAGUAGCAACCAAGUGAAAUAGGUCAAUAAGAUAUCAGAAAGCUUGCAUCAAAGUUGCAUUUACUGUUUAAUAUAUUGACACAUAUGGUUCGGGGCCAUCCAUAAAAUAUGUCACAAUUUAAGGCUGGAGGGGGCUAUUGUAAUGUGACGUUGUGUGACACAGAACAGGGGGCUUUGAAAUGUCACAAGGUAAAACCUUAAAUAAUAAAAAGAAUAAAGUUAUAUGUAGAGCAAAUCUUAAAUAAAUACUAUUAAUUUGAUCUUUAUUUACAAGGCUUAUGUAGGUUUAAGUCAUCGGUGAGAGGCUGCCUGCUGCCCAAUCUAUAGAAAUUUGGAAAAUAGCUAUUAGGAGGGGGUCAAAAAACCAUAAAAACUUUUUGUGAUGUAAUUUAUGGAUGAACCCUUUAAAGAUUCUGUGCAUAUUUAAUGUACUAUUAGAUUUAUUAAUUGAUUUGACUGUCACUACCUACUUUAAUUAAUCUUUAUUUAUAUUAAUAUAUUUAUGAUUUAUUUAUUAGCUAUCUCCUAAAAUUUUAUGACUUAUAUUAAUCUCCAAGUAAUUGUAAGUUAAUAAAAAUACCGUUGCUGCUAGACAACCGAUGAAAACAGGCCAGAUUUAUUACUUUAGUGUAUGUGACAAGCUAUGUCUUAAUUGUUUUGUGUGCAUUGGUCAAAAUAGAGGUUAUCUGUCAACCUCAAUUUUUUUCACAGUCAUAAAAUAUAUAUAAAUUGCCAUUUAUGUAAUUAUUAUUAAUAUACACAUAUUGUGUAGACCUUCAUAUUGUUCAAUAUGAAUUCAUAAAAAGUAAAAUCUUACCCCCUUAUUCAUAAUAGUCUGCUAACUUUAAAUAGCAUUGCUAAUUCCCACUCUGCCUAUUGACCUAUGGCAGAAUGAGAAAAAACACUCCUUAGCGGCUGUUUACUUAGCGGACCAUUAUGAAUAAGGGGGUUAGGGUAUAAUAAUUAUUGUGAUGAUCGAAUGAAAUGAAGGUGAACCAGUAAUUACUUUUCAAUCUGGAAGUUCUAUUACUUUGAUUUAUACUCCACAACCUCAACUGGUUUUAUAAAAACCUAAAGAUAGUUUUUAUUUCGAUUUGGACCCAUAAUAAUUCCAAUAUUUGUUUUGAAUGGAUAUAAUAUUUUCUAUGAGAGAAUUUAUUGACACAUCGUUUGACAGUUCUGCUGUGAAACAAUUUAAUUAUAAUUUAUAUCAAUACUAGUGGACCCGACAGACGUUGUCCUGUACACACGUCUGAAAUUUGAAAAAUCGGUCCAUCCGUUAGGAGGAGUUCACCAACAUACACAUGAGCAGGAGAAUUAUAUAAUAUGGACGGAAUUGAGAAUCUAAACCAAUCUCAAAUUCACUGAAACAAACAAAAAAAUCAUCAAAAUCGGUCAAGCCCUUUAAGAGGUAGUUUAAUUGUGAAUCUAAACCAUCCUCGAAUCCACCUGAAGACACACAGAAAGUUUCAUCAACAUCGGACCAGCCGUCUAGGAGGAGUUCAGUGACAUACACACGCACACAAGAAAUAUAUAUAUAAAGAUAGGGAGAGUAUUUUACGAAAUAAUAUAGUAUGAAAUAUUAUUGACAAAUUCAUAAAAAAAACAUUAUUUUAUUUAGUAAGUACAGAACAAUGUCUGUCGCUAGUAGAUAAAAUAAAUUAUUCAAUAUGAAUUCAGCUUAUAUUCUUGAAAGGUAAGUUGACUUGAUAAAUAAUUUACCUAAUUUUAAUUCCUCAAUGAGCUUAUUUAAUAUUCUGUGGCGUUCUGUGCGUCGAAAACAAUAGCGGUGAACAGUUAGCCUCUAUUUUCAGUAACAUAUGCACAAUAAAACUAGCUGGCAUGCACACCAAAGUAAUAAAUCUGGCCUGUUUUUAUCGGAUGCUUUAGCAGGAGGCUCUAUCGAGACGUUAUAAAUUAUCUAACUUAAUUGGUUGUAAUAACAAUAUUUAAAUACCAGUGGGAGGCUCAUUUGCACAGUAAGCCGGCUAGAUUAUGGGUACCACAACGGCGCCUAUUUCUGCCGUGAAGCAGUAAUGUGUAAACAUUACUGUGUUUCGGUCUGAAGGGCGCCGUAGCUAGUGAAAUUACUGGGCAAAUGAGAUUUAACAUCUUAUGUCUCAAGGUGACGAGCGCAAUAAUUGUGCCCAAAUUCAAAAAAAUUCUGAGCGGCAUUGCAUUGUAAUGGGCAGGGCGUACCAAUUACCAUCAGCUGAACGUCCUGCUCAUCUCGUCCCUUAUUUUCAUAAAAAAAAUACCAGUUGUAUCAAAUGUUUUCAACAAUAGUUGUAAGUUUCCAUAGCUUUUAAUAUGUCUUGUGUUGUUUUAUUAUGUUAUUACACUGUAAUAUGAUUGUAAAUUUAUGUAAUGAGAUAUGUAAUGAUUCACAAUAUUGUGUUUCAAGUAAUUGUUAUAAAUGAAACAUAACCUAGAUUUAGGUAUCAUAUUAUACGGUUUUACUUAAACAGAGCAGUUUCCUAUCAUAAAUGAUUGUGGGUAUUCUUUUCCUUAUUAUAAACUUAUGGAGCUGUGUAAGCCUUGUGACAUUGAAUUCAGGCAUUUAUUAGAGAUAAUUUACCAGUGGGAGGCUCCUUUGCACAGGAUGCCGGCUAGAUUAUGGGUACCACAACGGCGCCUAUUUCUGCCGUGUAGCAAUAAUUAUUGUUUUGGUUUGAAGGGCGUCGUAGCUAGUGAUAUUACUGGGCUGAUUAAAUGAGACUUAACAUCUUGUCAAGGUGACAGCGCAAUUGUAGUGCCGCUCAGAGUUUUUUGGUUAUUCUGAGCGGCACUGCAUUUUAAUGGGCAGGGCGUAUCAAUUACCGUCUGCUGAUCGUCCUACUCGUUUCGUCCCUUAUUGCCAUAAAAAAAGAUAAAUUUUUAAAUUUCAUUCCACUAUUAUAAUGUAAAUUGUUCUUGCAGUGAGAAUCUAUUGGACAGAUACUUUUCUAUUUGAAAUUGAUGAUACUAUUAAUAUAAUAAAGUUAUAAUUAUUAAUUAUAGUCAAAUGUUAUAUUAAUUGCGACACUUACGGCCGUUCCCAAUAUACUAUCUACAGAUAGAGAUAAAUUACUACCUUCUACUGUCAGUUGUCAAUAAUCGGAAGCUGUCCCAAUAUACCCGAUAAGUCAUUCUUAUCGCCUUAUACUGGGACGCGUGAAUUGAAAUGUCCAUACAAACUACUAUCGCUGGUAAGCUAUACGUCCGCGACGUCCCAUUGACAGACAGCGUGUACGGAUAAGGUGAGUUACCGUCGAUAAGUUUAUUGGGACAGAAAAGUCAACGAUAAUUUCGAUUUUUAUCUCAAGAGAUAGACUGAAUAUUGGGAACGGCCGUUAUUGUAUACCAAUAUAUUUUUAAUUCUCGUAUUUAAGAAAGUUAAGUCAAACAAUAAUUAAUACUGACCCAGUUGAUUGGAUAUAUUUUAUUUUAGUUUUAACACUUGUGGCCUAAAUAGCAAUGCUUUAUCACGUUAUAUACGUUAAAAUAACCUUCAAUAUUUUCCUGUAGCUAUAGCCUAAAGUAGCUUUAUCUCUUGAUAACUCUAAAAACAUUUAACUGGAUUAAUUAAUGUUGUUAAUUUUGGUGUGGGAUAGUAUCAAAAUAAGAAGUCACUUUCAAUUUAAAAAGGUAAAAGUAACUUUAAGGACAUUGCAAAAUUGCAUUAUUAUUUAUUUUGACAAUUUACAAAUAACCUUUAGUACAGUGACUUUGAAUUUUUUUUACCAACAUAAGCUAAACGUAGGCUUACUUACCUAUACGAUUAUAGAUCUCUGGAGAAUAAUUUUAUAAUCUAAAUAGUUUGUUAUUUUUAAGUGAUAUCUCUCUCUUCUGGGAUUUAAUAUACAUAUUAAAUUUGUACCGAAAUUAAUGGACGAUGCGGGACUAGAACCCGCGAGCUCCAUCCGAGCGCUCUUACCAAUUGACCCAACCGUCCGAGUGAUGCUUGUCCAUAAAUUUUGGUAAAAAUUUAAUAUCAUAAUAUUUGCACCAAUAUCUCCUCUCAUGCUCCGAAGUAUUGAGUUCGAGAGUCGGGAUAUGAGAUAUUUUUCGCUUUCUGUGUGACAGGCAGUUUGGCCCUGGUUCGGGAUGUGUUUCUUUGAUUCCGUAUAUCCUAUCUUUAUGUUCGUCUUGGAAUCUCGACUCUAAAGCAAUUGUCAAACAUAAAUUCUAACCGAACUGAACUGAAAGCAUGGAGAAUGCGAACCGAAGCGGAGACGUCAAACUACAAAGUAGGCAAAGCGAACCGAAAGCGAAGCAUUGCAGGACGAAACUCGUGUCAAAGUUUUGUAAAUAAACACAACCGUAGCGCUUCGGUCUCUCUUCGCGUCUCGCAUUCGCUCUCUGUUUGACGUCGUUCAUACAAAGCAAGCUCAAAUCAAAUCAAAAAUAUAUUUAUUUCAUAGGUAAAUCAUAUUACACUUGAAAUAUGUAAUUUUUUUUUAUACAGCUCAUUUGGAAGGCAGAUAUCCUCAGAGGAGAAUGAGCAAGAAACUCUAAACUUCAAAAGAGAUUAGGUGUUACAAUUUCUUAUUUUUAAUGCAAUUUACAAAUCAUUUCAAUUUAAAUAUAUACAAAAUGACGCAACAAAAAUAAUUAAGCGUCAAAAUAUUAAAAAAAAUAAUUUAACUUUAACAUAAUAACUUUAAAUUUAACAAGUAAGUCUUAAAAAGAGGGAAUUAAUAAUUAUAAACACACAAGGUGUUGAGUACAGUAGAUGCAUCAAGCCACACAUACCGUAAAUAAAUAAAGACAUUAUGCGAGCAUUUUAUUAAAUAAAAUAUAUAAUAAUAACUUUAAUUUUAAGAUUUAAUAAAAAAAAAACAUGAAGCAGUCCUCCCGGUAAGAAGAUCAUCCAGCCACGUAUUAGCUAUACAACUAUCUCGCUCACGCCUCUCUUCGCGCUUGUCUUUUUUUGUCUUGGUUUCUCCUGGCGUGACACGAAUUUCGGUUCGCCACGUAUUCGGUUUGCUUUCGCUUUUCUAUAUGACUAGAUUCAAAAGAUACAAACAAAAUUAAACGUUUCGCCACGCUUUCGGUUCGCUGUCUGCUUGAUAAUAGCUUUAGGCUUUUGGUUUUCAUAGUUGCGUGGUUUGGGGCCAAUACUUUUCGAUACCAAGUAUAUUUUUCAUUAGAAUUGAACAAACUAGUUAUCAAUUACUACAGAAUAUAUACAAACCUACAUAGUUAACAUUUAAUUAGGAAAUUGAUUUAUUAAUAUUAAAUAAAUUACUGAUGGAUAUCGGAUGAAGAAAGUUUUGUGCGUUUUAUGAGACGGAAAAGAGGUGUUUCACAGUCUAUUUCUAUCUAGGAAUAUGUUCAUAUAAGUGAAGCUUAAUUCAUAUUAAUAAAAAAACUUGAUUAUAACUAUAAUUAUAAGCAUAUACCGGGCUUUCUAAUUUAUUAAUAUAUAUGAUGUAAAUUGUUUCACUGACAACUUCUUUGCUUCAUAGGCCCUAAUAAUAUCUAAUAUAUAUAUUCUAUUAAAUGUAAUAUUAAGAUCAUUGACAUACAAUAAAGAACUAUACUAACAAUUACGCUCAAAAAUUGUCUGUAGCAAAACUGCCUACGCGUCUUAGGCAGAGUUUUCGUUCAGUUGUGUUUCGACCGCGCUUUGAAUAUAGCGCCGCGCAAUGAUAGUGUUAAGUGAAAAAACUGUCCAAGUAACAAUUCAGGUAAGUGCCUCUUUAAAUUGACAAAAUUGUAUCUAAUUUCACUAGUUUACUACAUUAAAUAAUUACAUUUAAAUAUGAAUGUUUGUUUCCGAGUCAUGGAUGUUUAUUUGUAUUUAUGUAUGUUUAAGUUUAUAUUGUAUUAAAUAUAUCGUUGUCUUGUACCCAUAGUACAGGCUAUGCCUAGUCUGGGGCAAGAUAAUUUGUGUAAGAGUGUGUCAAUAUUAUUAUUAUUACAUUUCAACUGCUAAAACAAAAUUUUCUUGGCUCCUUUUAAUAGGCGAUUGGGAGCCUAGUUGUCUAUUGUAUUUUAAUGGUUAAGAUAUAUUUGAUUGUUUUGCCUAAAGCAUGUUUUCUAUCAUAGCAUAAGCUUUUCGUCUGUGAUAGUAGAUGAUAGAGUCUGCGUUUAUUGUACAAAAGUAUAUAAUUUCAUAACACAAUGUUCUACUUUGGCAUGUUCGAAUAUGUUCUCGCGACGUAGAUUCUCUUUCCUAAUCUUUAUAAUAAUACUAUUUAGUAGGAAUUAAGGCUGUUUUUAAAUAAAUAAAUAAAUAUAUAUUUUAUAA